AUGGAACAUGUUCUCAAUCAAAGAGAUAAAAACUCUCUACAUGUACAACGGAGAGUGGAGCGCAAGAAAGAACACUAUUGCUAUCCUUUGAAUCUCACCAAAGGUUUUGAGUACGUUAUGAAGAAUGGCAUUCAGAGAGAAGAAGACAUGCCCUUCAGUGGGUGUCCCAGAGAUGUUCCUGAUCACACUCCUUCGUCUCAACUCGGAUAUAUCAAAGAGUUUGUAAGGCUCAACACAAUCGACGAGGCCCUUAUCCAGCUUAAAAAACAUCCCAUUGGAGCAGCUUUGGCCGUUUUUCAACCUGAGUACAAAAAUAUUGGGAAAAAGAUAUAUCGUGGACCUGUCAGUCAAAAUUCUAUGUUACGACACAUGCAUGCGGUUUCUUUAGUGGAUGUGGGUGAAGAAAACAGGGAGAAGUAUGUUCUUGCCAGAACAAGCCAUGGGGAGAAGUUCGGAGAUGGUGGCUACAUAAAGAUCUCACUGGAAGUUGUCCUUCUCUACAUACCCACACCUGGAGAAAAGGUCGGCAAAAAAGCUAAGAAAUAUUUUAGCAAGCCAAGAUCACUUCUUGGAAGGUUCAGCUAUCCAAGGUUAUUGACAGAAGCCAAGGAGGAGAUGCAAAAGAAGAUCCAUCAAGACAAGCAACUUUCCUGCGAUGAGAGUAUUGUUUGA
Messenger RNA from Raphanus sativus (radish), 672 nucleotides. RefSeq lists its product as uncharacterized. The record is from RefSeq and is a predicted model, not a curated record. Lineage: Eukaryota; Viridiplantae; Streptophyta; Magnoliopsida; Brassicales; Brassicaceae. The coding region runs from base 1 to 672 and encodes 223 amino acids. Gene Ontology annotation, biological process: proteolysis. The transcript has 3 exons. Gene Ontology annotation, molecular function: cysteine-type peptidase activity.